AUGGCAGACCGGCACAGCGACUCCGUUAAGGAGAAACUUUCUCUCAGCCUGGAUGAGAUCAUAGCGCUGAAUAACAAGCAGCAGAAGCAGCAGCAGCAGCAACAGCAGCAGAAGCAGCAGAAGCAGCAGCAGCAAGGCAGCCCCCAGCCAGCAGCAGGAGGCCCUCAGAGACGCAGACGAAAUAACUCUGCUGCUGCUGCUCCGUUUACAAACCGAGGCUUCGCCCAUCCUUAUCAGCACAAUGGCGUGCCGGCAGUCGGGUACUCUGUCAAGGUUAUAGGUCUCCCCACUGGGUUACCUUGGCCUCGGGUGGAAGGAAUGGUGCGGCGGUCCUUCGGCCAUUGCGGCGGCAUCAUAGCAGUCGUACCUAGAAGAGACGGCGAGGCGUGGAUUCAGUUUGACGACGUCUCUGCAUGUCGCAUUGCGCUCUCUGAUAUGCAAAAUGCCAAAGUCGGCGGCCAGUCUAUCGUAGUCGAAAGAGGUAACCGUGUAUCAACGGGGGUUUGGGGUUUAGGCGAGAGUAGCAGCAGAAGCUCUUUUGCUGCCUAUUCUUCUUCUGCUGCUGCUGCUGCUGCUGCCUAUUCAAACCCCUGGAGGUCUCUACCACUACCCUCUCCUUUCGACAGCGAGCAUGUCUCUCCGAUGCAGCCUCUACCCCCAUCCGGGGCUACAGUAAUAGUAUCGAACGUCCCUUUAGAGUUAACCCCGGAGGAAAUAAGCGGUGCAUUUGCAUGCGUAGGAGAAGUUGUUGGAUGCGAGUUGCUGCUGAACUCUUCGGGUGUACACACAGGUAGAGUUGCUGUUGCAUUUGUUAAGCGUGCUCAAGCAUUAGAAGCAGUUAGGCGCUUCGAUGGGGGCGACUUAAAUGGGAAGGUUAUAAGAGUCUUCUUAGAGUAA
Messenger RNA from Eimeria acervulina, 897 nucleotides. RefSeq names its product RNA binding protein, putative. Gene Ontology annotation, cellular component: nucleus. Gene Ontology annotation, biological process: mRNA export from nucleus. Bases 1 to 897 code for a protein of 298 amino acids. The transcript is spliced from 6 exons. NCBI's taxonomy places the organism in Eukaryota, Apicomplexa, Conoidasida, Eucoccidiorida, Eimeriidae. The record is from RefSeq and is a predicted model, not a curated record. Gene Ontology annotation, molecular function: mRNA binding.